AUGUCGCAUUCGAUGAACAACCCCAACACAUAUUCCAAGGAAAACACAGAACAUGUUUACAACGCCAACGGUCUGUCAAAUUCCAAUAUUCUGGCCCCUUCCCCUGGCCAGGAUGCAUUUUCACCGCUGGCCUACAACAUGCUGAGCGGAGAUCAAGCCCAGUCCCGGCAGAAUGCGCCAAUUGAGCACCAGAUCGCCGGCCUGACUGUCGACGACAGCCGUUUGAAAACGCAGGAUUUUCUGCACCAGUUUGUCGGCCAGCAACAGUCUCCCACUGCAGCCCUCAAUACGUUGAAUGCGCAGUUCCAGCUCCCCAAGGUCGAUCCUUCAAAUAUCAAAUGGUACUACCUGGACGCGUCUAAUAAUGAGCAGGGCCCCUUUGAUUCGGCCCUGAUGCAGCAAUGGUAUUCCCUCCGAUACUUCGACUACGGCCUAAGAAUCCGCCGCGAAGAACAGCAGACGUAUAUGACUCUUGCCGAGUUUAUUCAGUCCAUAGGAGAGUAUUUUGUGCCGUUUUCUGUUCCACUCGCUCCAGUGGUCAACCAGCCUGCUAUGGCUCCAGUCUUCCCUUCGUUCCAAGAGAGAAAUCACUGGUCGGGCCCUAACGAACUGACCCAGUCCGCGUCGGCCACCCAAUCGCUGCCUGAGCCAGCCAAGCCAGAGGAAGUAGCUGUGCCGAAGGUGGACGCCAGCGACAUUGAGAGGAUCGUGCGCAAGGCAUCCAGUUUGUCUAUUUUGACAAAGCAGGAGGCCCAGGAAACGGAGGCCAUUGCGGCUCCUGUUCUGGCUCCUGCAGCUGCCCCAGCAGAGCAGGCAGAGCCAGCUCCCAAGUCUGAGGGACUGCCUGCGCCAGAGAAAUCCCCAGAAAAAGCCCCAGAGCCAGCGAAGUCCAAGCCCCAGUCCCCAACCACGUGGGCCCCAUGGGCUUCCAAAAGCCCUGCGAAGCCAACCAAGACGCUGGCCGAGAUCCAGUCGGAAGAGGCCGAGAGACGCAAAAGGGAGGAAAAGGAGGCAGAGGCCGCCAAGUCUUUGGCCGCCACGCUGGCUCCCAAGCAGGAGACACCUAAGCCGGCCGUGGCCCUUCCGUCGGCUGCGACAUGGGCCAGUGCUGGAACUGUUUCGCAGGCAGUUCCUACGGUGACGCUGGAAGAGAUCCAGAGAGAAGAAGCGGCCAAGCUGCAGGCUGCCAACUCUGCUGCCAAGCAGAAACCUGCGGCAGCGUCGUUUGCAGAGGUGACUGCCAGCAGCGGCUGGACCACGGUGAGCAGCAAGAAGACGACGAAGCCGGCUGUUGCCGCGCCAACGAAGACCAAUAAGCCGUCUGCGGUUAUUUCGCCGAACGUUCUUCGGUCGGUCUCUGCGCCAGCCGCCCCGGCAGCCAAAAAGCCCGUUGUUGGCAGCACGGUUGCAUCUUCAAAGCCGCAGCCGGUGACAAAUAGCAGCUCCCCAGCCAGAGAGUUUCUGGCGUGGUGCAGGACGCAGCUGGGCAACCUGCACAAGGGCAUCGACAAGGAGGACAUCCUGUCGAUCAUCAUCCAGUUCCCGACGGGAAGCGAGUCGCAGGAAAUUAUUGCUGACACCAUCUACUCCAACUCUGCCACCAUGGACGGCAGGAGGUUUGCGAGCGAGUUUAUGAAACGCAAGGCGGAAGUCGAGAAGCUCGUCAAGGCACAGGGAAUACACUUCAGCUGGGGCGAGGCUCUGAACGCCAGUGUCCGCGGCCAGGAGGACGACUUCGACAUGGCAUUUACCAAGGUGGUGAGCAAGAAAAACAGAAGAAAAAACUAG
Ogataea haglerorum is the source of this 1788-nucleotide messenger RNA. RefSeq lists its product as uncharacterized. Gene Ontology annotation, molecular function: protein binding. The transcript has 2 exons. The record is from RefSeq and is a predicted model, not a curated record. Bases 1 to 1788 code for a protein of 595 amino acids. NCBI's taxonomy places the organism in Eukaryota, Fungi, Ascomycota, Pichiomycetes, Pichiales, Pichiaceae.